Molecule: messenger RNA, 1860 nt
Organism: Bipolaris maydis ATCC 48331
Lineage: Eukaryota; Fungi; Ascomycota; Dothideomycetes; Pleosporales; Pleosporaceae
Source: RefSeq, a predicted model, not a curated record
AUGAAAAAAACGAAAAAUACGAAGAGCAUGAAAAGCACGAUAGGACAUCAUGACGAUAAACUUAGAAAGCUCCAAGAAGAAUAUGAUAAACUAGAAGAGACAAGGGACCAGGGAAUGUUUACCGAAGAAGACGAAGCAAAGUUGAAAGAGAUAAAGACAGAGAUGGGGAAGUAUGCUAGUGCCACGGCCCAAAUUAGCAUCAACCAUACUACUGGAGCUGGAUCUGGAUCUACUGAACCAAUGGAUGGUGAACCAAUUGAAACUGAUACGGAGUCAGGUAACACUGAUCAUAUGACUCAUGGAAAGGUAAUUGCCAACGAGCCAAUUGCCACGCAGCCAGAUGCAGCAAUUCACGCUCUAGACCCUGAGAAGAGAUAUGCAAGUCAUCAAGAAGGUUCAUCAGGACAUAGUAAAAUGAAACAAGAGCUUAAAGAAGAGUCAAAAACGUUUACUCAGGAACUUGUGGAUAAUCUCAAUAUGACAUGGAACAUCGAUGUCAAUGAUUCUCACGGGGAGUCUUCACUGCAGCAUCUCCCCAAAGGAGUGUUUGGCCACAUUCAGAGAAGCUCUCGGACUCGAUACUGUGUUAGAUUUGGAUCUAAGGAGGGUUUAAGCGCUCGUUUUGAAUCAAUUCUCCCGAACGGGUCUGACUAUAAGGAAGAACGAGAUGUCACCCAAGGUAGCAAUCGCAUUGUUGAGAAGAUUGUGCAACAUCAUAGAGAUGAAAAAACUGCACUUCCUAUGAACAUACUUAGCCAAGUAAGAAUUUUGUUAGUGUACUGGGACUCCAAAAUGGGCGUUGGACAUGACGCCGAGGUAGAGGUACUAGCUCCCGACUUCAAAGGAAAACGACCACAUACCCGCUGCUUUGUUUAUCUAAAUCCCGAUCUCUAUGCACAAUAUAAUCUUAAAAAUACAUCAGGUUUCAGUCACGAAACUAGGUCAACAAUGAAACUUCUGAUGGAAGGAAUCGAUGACCGGCAAAAAUCAAUUGCUAUUUAUAACAUUGCUGUCAAGAUUGAAAAUCAGUUUGAGAAAAGAUGGAUGAGCAACAUUCCAGGCAGACCUACGCCACUCUGUGAGCUGAAACACGAGACGAAAGCGGUGUCCCGCCGGACUAAGUCGCUGUUUGCUACCACUGAACACUCAGUAACCCCGACGCUUAUGGAACUUCCGGUUCCACAACGUCAGUUUACACCUCUACCGAAGACAGAACUAGAGAAGACCUCUGUUGAGAGAACGCCAGGAAUGUCGCUAAAGCAACAGUUUCACAAAGACUUCUUGGAACUUUUUGAACUGCCGGAAGAUAUCACUUAUUAUUUUCUUUUUGGAGAUAGAAUCACGGCAUUUCCACCGGGAUUUAGAAUGAUUGCAGCUAGAAGCAAUUGGCACAGCAAUUACUCUAGCAAUGCUGGUAAACAAAAUGACUUUAUUCCCCCUUCAGACAUACCACAAUCUCUGUGGGGUCCAGAAGAGAAAACACCAAAAGCACUCGCUGGAAAAGCUAUUGGGUUCAACUGUUUAAAUUACAGUGGGGCUGCUGAGGGGUCUUUAACUCGCCAUCUACUUCCAAAUAAGUCUUUCAUUGAUUCAAACUGCGCUGAUGGCCUUCGCCUUGAGCUGAUGUUUCCAUCAUGUUGGGAUGGCAUUUCUCUUGAUGCCAACGACCAUGAGUCUCACGUUGCCUAUCCAGAUCUUGUUAUGGAGGGCACAUGUCCUGCAGAUUACCAGACCAGGGUCCCAGCCCUAUUCUUUGAAACGAUUUGGGACACUUCUGUGUUCCGUAACGUCUCUGGGCGAUUCCUACUUAGUAAUGGCGACCUAGCAGGUAUGAAGAAGUGUUUGCGAAUAAAACUUUGA